Messenger RNA from Leucoraja erinaceus (little skate), 2856 nucleotides. Its product is annotated as sodium- and chloride-dependent neutral and basic amino acid transporter B(0+)-like. The coding region runs from base 46 to 1974 and encodes 642 amino acids. Gene Ontology annotation, molecular function: L-proline transmembrane transporter activity. The record is from RefSeq and is a predicted model, not a curated record. Gene Ontology annotation, cellular component: membrane. The transcript has 13 exons. Gene Ontology annotation, biological process: sodium ion transmembrane transport. NCBI's taxonomy places the organism in Eukaryota, Metazoa, Chordata, Chondrichthyes, Rajiformes, Rajidae.
AACUCAGCGGGUGCAGCAGCAUCUAUGGAGCGAAGGAAAUAGGCGAUGUUUCGGGACGAAACCCUUCUUCACACUGGGUGGGAACUGUUCUCAUUGCUUGAGGUCCGACAAGGUGAAACUCCCACGAUUCCAUUGCCUGUUUCUCCCCAAUCUGCCGCUGAUGGACACGUGGGUGAAAGUGACGAGAACGUGGAGCGAAGCAACUGGUCCUCGAAGACCGACUACCUGCUCUCAGUGAUCGGCUGUGCUGUGGGUCUGGGCAACGUUUGGAGAUUCCCUUACCUGGCAUACAGGAACGGAGGAGGUGCGUUUCUUAUUCCUUAUGGAGUCAUGUUGGCACUUGCAGGAAUGCCCAUGUUUUUCUUAGAUUCUUCCUUUGGGCAGUUUUCCAGCAUGGGACCUGUUGGAGUGUGGAAAGCCGUGCCAAUUCUACAAGGUGUGGGGAUCACUAUGGUCCUUUUUGGGGCAAUUGGUGAAAUUUACUACAACUGCAUCAUCGCCUACAGCCUGUUCUACCUGUUUGCUUCCUUCCAAUCCCCGCUACCGUGGUCAGACUGCUUCAGCUGGUGGGGUGCGGAUGAAACCUGCAGCCGGACACCCAGAGAUCCCCUCUGCAACCUCACUCUGGACGGCGAGUAUUCUGGAACCGUUAAUACAACUUGGCUGCAGGCAAACAACAAAACCUGUUCCAAUGGAUCAGAAAUCCAUGUUCCUCACCAGGGUCCAAGCGAACAAUACUGGGAUAAGGGGGUUCUACAUCGGUCAACGUCAAUAGAUGAGAUGGGAGAGAUUGUUUGGAACCUGGCUCUCUGUCUACUUCUAGCCUGGUUCAUCAUCGGGGCCACUCUGUCUCGAGGAAUCAAAUCUUCAGGAAAGGUGGUUUAUUUCACUGCAACAUUCCCGUACGUGGUUCUGACCGUACUUCUGAUCCGGGGACUGACCCUGGAGGGAGCCUGGAAAGGGAUUGAAUUCUAUAUUGGAAACCAGUCGGACUUCUCAAAGCUAGCUGAUGCUGAGGUCUGGAAAGAUGCAGCAACACAGAUUUUUUAUUCGCUAGCAGUGGGUUCCGGCAGUCUAAUAACCCUAUCAUCCUACAACAAAUUCCACAACAACUGUUACAGAGACACCAUCAUUGUCUGUGUAGUGAACUAUGCCACGAGUGUGUUUGCCGGAUUUGUCAUUUUCUCCGUCCUGGGACACAUGGCUCACGUACAGGAUAAGCCUGUUUCAGAAGUCGCUCAGUCAGGUUUCGGUUUGGUUUUCAUUGCCUACCCAGAGGCUCUUGCGCAGUUACCAUGGGCUCCUCUAUGGUCCGUUUUAUUUUUCUUCAUGCUGCUCACGCUGGGACUCGACAGUCAGUUUGCCGCUCUGGAAACAAGCAUAACAAUUCUGCUGGACAUGUUCCCUUCAUUUCUUCGGACAAAGCGCCUUUCUGUGACGAUCGCCAUUUGUUUGUCAUUCUAUGUCCUUGGCCUUGUAUAUGUGACACAGGCUGGGAUUUACUGGAUCAACUUACUUGAUCAUUUCUGUGCCGGGUGGAUUCUCAUGACAGUGGCUCUUCUGGAACUCAUCGGCCUGGGCUGGAUCUAUGGGGUGAACAGAUUCAUCAGGGACAUUGAGACGAUGAUUGGGGAGAAGGAUUGGAUGUUCUGGCUGUGGUGGAGAGUGUGCUGGUGUUUUAUCUCACCGUGCUUGUUGGUGGUGGUCUUAGCUUGGUCUUUGGUCACAUUCACCCCACCAACAUACGGACUCAUCGAGUACCCCACCUGGGCAAUAGCUCUCGGCUGGUGUACAAUCAUCUUCAGCAUUAUGUGGAUCCCCAUCAUUGCCAUUGUGAAAGUUGUCCAAGCUGAGGGCUCCACAUUGUACCAGAAGAUUUCUGCUGCUUGUGUGCCAGCACCUGAUUGGGGUCCAUACUUGGAACAGCACAGAGUGGAAAGAUACAGAAAUAAUCCAGAUUUGCAGAAGCUCUAACAGUGUUAUACCUCUUGCUGCAUUUAAGACAUGAAAAUUUAAGGCAAAUUUUCUGUUUGCAUUGAACUUGAAAUUCACAUCAUAAAUUAAGUGGAAGGUCUUCACAACAGAUUAUUAUUCUACUGGUUAUACGGCUUCCUGAGUUUCCAAAAAAAAUUUUCCUGAGAAAAAAGUUUCCAAAAGCACCAAAGUGCUUUUAUCACAAAAGGGGAUACUUUAAUAUAGUUCAGAGAUACAGCACGGAAGUAGGCCCUUCAGCACACCACCGACCACAAAUCACCCAUUCACAUUAGUUUUAUAGUAUCCCAUUGUCCCAUCCCUCUACACUGGGGACAAUUUACAGAGGCCAAUUAACCUACAAACCUACAUGACUUUGAGCCAUGGGAGGAAAACCAUGCAGUCAUGUGGAGAACGUGCAUCUUCACACAAACAGCACCCGAGGUCAGGGUUGAACCAGGUUUCUGAUGCUGUGAGGCAUCAGCUCUGCCAGCUGCGCCACUGUGCUGCCCAGGGUUGAUAGAUUGAGUGUUGUUGCUCUGAGUACCAAUGAUCAGAAUGAUGAGAAAAAUUGUGCUUUCAGAAGAGUUUAUUGCAUUUACAGGUCUUUUAUGUACAGCAAGUAAGAAUUUCAAAUAUUAACUCCACCAGAAUUUCCAUUGGUUAACUAUGCCUAAUUCAGUAACUUUCUGUGAAUCUCUGCACAGCAGAAUAAUUUUGUACAUUCAAUUCUACAGUUGCUUGAUUUUGGAAAACUAUUAAAACUGCGUGGCUCUUUCUACCAGUUCUGCUCUAACUGAUAAAACUUCUCUUUUGAUAAGUAAGGAGAGGGAAGAAUUACAUUUCAUGUUUUUCUUCACUCCUUACAAUGCUAUGUACGACAGU